Dictyostelium discoideum AX4 is the source of this 789-nucleotide messenger RNA. RefSeq lists its product as hypothetical. NCBI's taxonomy places the organism in Eukaryota, Evosea, Eumycetozoa, Dictyosteliales, Dictyosteliaceae. The transcript is spliced from 8 exons. The record is from RefSeq and is a predicted model, not a curated record. Bases 1 to 789 code for a protein of 262 amino acids.
AUGAGAUUUUUAAAAUUAAUUCUUUCAUUUGCAGCUGUUAAUGCAGCUUUGGUCAACUCAUUAGGUUUUGAAUCAGCCUAUAAUGUAACUUCUUGGACUCCAUGUAUGUACAAGUUAAAUGGUACACAAUGUGGUUGUGGUGGAUCUGGUGGUAUGGAUUGUUCCGGUCUUACCUCAACAUCAUAUAUUCAAGCUGGUUGGAGUGGUAUUUUAAGAACUGCUUCUCAACAAUUCACUCAAGGUCAACCAUGUGGUAGUGGACCAAACAGUUCAGGUACUUCAUCUGGUAGUGGUUCAUCAUCUGGUAGUUCAUCUGGUUCAUCAUCAGGUAGUUCAAGUGGAAGUAGCAGUGGUUCAUCUUCCGGAAGUGGUUCAUCAUCAGGUAGCUCAGGUAGCUCCAGUGGUGGCUCAAGUGGUAGCUCAAGUGGUAGCUCAAGUGGUAGCGGUAGCUCAAGUGGUAGCGGUAGCUCAAGUGGUAGUGGUAGCUCAAGUGGUAGCUCAAGUGGUAGCGGUUCAUCAUCUGGAAGUGGUAGCGGUUCAUCAUCUGGAAGUGGUAGCACUGUUGUUGAAAAUUUAGAUUCACAAGGUGAUUGCGGUCCAGCCAACACUGGUGCCUGUCAAAUUGGUGCUCUCUUCUUUUAUACCUUCCCAGGUGAAGCUCCAGGCCCAGGUCACGUUGUAAUGUAUAUUGGAAAUGGAAAUGUUGCUGAAUGUCCUCAACCAGGUCAAGAUUGUCAUGUCAUUCCAGCUUACACUGAAGAUUAUGUUGGUUGUCGUACCUAUUGUUAA